AUGGCGACGGCCGGGAAAUCUCCGAUCAGUAGUGCACCAUCAGACAGCUCAAUGGAAGGUGCUAAUUUGAGAACACUUCUCACACAAUUACCCUCCAAGACCGACCUCAAGGUGAUGUUUUCCAAAAUGGAGAAAAGUUUUGGAGAAAAACUACAAACAUUCCGCAAAGAG
Molecule: messenger RNA, 171 nt
Organism: Pelobates cultripes (western spadefoot toad)
Lineage: Eukaryota; Metazoa; Chordata; Amphibia; Anura; Pelobatidae
Source: the annotation of a GenBank genome assembly